UUAAACUGUGGCAGCUCCCUGUCAGGGAGUCAGAGGGACCCGCAGCCCAGCCCAGCCCUGCGCCCUGUGGAUGCACAGCCGGUGUAAAAAGGUUUUCUUACAUGUUCUGUUUGACGUGUUAUUCUAAUGUGACUGGGGGAAAAAAAGGUUUGUUCAAGAACAACUUCUUCGGGGCUUGUCACUGCUGCGUUCAAGGAGCCUCCUGAGCUCAGCCCGUACCGCGUCGCCAUGGGGGUCAAAGCUGCACUCCCCAGAUAUGAGAUAUACUUCUACAACACGGUGCUGUGUCUGGCCAUGCUCUGGGCCACCAGCUGGAUCUUUGAGGUGUCCCGAUCCAAUGCAAACAGGAAGUCCUUCAAAACCAGCGUGAAACCGGGGUGGCACUAUUUUGGGAGGAAAAUGGAAACAGCUGAUUUUGAGUGGAUGAUGUGGUUCUCCACGUUCCGCGAGCACAUCCUGUUCGCUCUCUCGGGCCAUGUACUGUUCGCCAAGAUCGGCUCCAUGCUCGCCCCACAGUACAGGUCCUUGGUGUACAUGGUGUACGGGCUCCUGGCUGUGUGGACCAGUAUGGGCUGGACCUACGUCACCCUCAUCCUGUCCCACUGCAUCCUGCUCUACAGCAUCUCCCUAGUGAAGAUCCGCUGGCUUUGCUUCGCCACUGGCCUUUGUACCCUCGCCACAUUCAAGUGUGAUCCUUUCGUGUCCUGGCAGGCUGGAUUUGUGGAGGGGGACUUUGAGCUGCGUCACGUUCUCUUCUAUGGGGGCUGUGGGUUCACGAUCAUGCGCUGUAUGAGCUUCGCCCUGGAGAACUGUGAGAGGAAAGAUGGAAACUACCACAUCCUGGAGCUGCUCAAGUACAACUUCUACCUCCCCUUCUUCUAUUUCGGGCCCAUCAUGACCUUUGAUAAAUUUUAUGUUCAAGCCAACAAGUCGGACCUGACCAGGAAGGAGAGGGAGAUGUGGAAUAUCAGUCUGCAGGGCCUGAUCCACCUGGGGGCGGUCAUUGGGGUGGACAUCCUCUUCCAUUUCAUGUACAUCCUCACCAUCCCCAACGACAUGAAGCUGCUGAGACACCUCUCCGACUGGGCUCUAGUGAGUCUCGCUUACUUCAACCUGGUGUAUGACUGGGUUAAAGCAGCCGUCAUGUUUGGAGUCAUCAACACCGUAUCCAGGCUGGAUCAUCUGGACCCUCCCAAGCCGCCAAAAUGCAUCACGAUGCUCUACGUGUUUGCUGAGACCCACUUUGACAGAGGAAUCAAUGACUGGCUGUGCAAGUAUGUGUACGAUAAGCUGGGUGGGAAACACGAGAACGUGCUGGAGGAGCUGGUGGCGACGCUGUGCACCUUCGGCGUGACCAUCCUCUGGCUGGGACCCUGCGAGGUGGUGUUGCUCUGGGCUUUCUUCAACUGUUUCGGCCUCAACUUUGAGCUGUGGACCGCCAAGCUCUCCUCCAUGGAGCCUUUUGCUUCUUUUGAGAUGGAAAUGUCGGAAGCAAUGUCCCGCAGGAUCAGAGCCUUCGUCAAUACGUUCAACUUCUGGAGCAUUGUUUUGUUCAACAUCCUGGCACUGAACAGUUUGGACUUUGCCAAAUUAGUCGCCAAACGGCUGCUUCUUAAAGGCUUCCCUAUAACCACCAUCAUUGUCAUGUUCAUGACCUACUGCCUGAUCCAAGUGAUUAAGGAGCGAGAGAGGAGGCAGGCCCUGGUCGACGAUCCUGACCCUCUUCCUCCUGCACCCCCUCCGAACGCCACCACCAGUCCGACCAGUGCUCCAGCUGCAACUGCCGCCGCUCAGCUGGUCGCAGAUCCCAGCAAGCAAAAAGCCGAGUAGAUAUUUAAUACUCGCCUAGUGCUUCACCUAAUAAAGCAGCCAACAGUUUUAUUGCUAAUUUAGAUUUACAUUUUCAAACUAUUGAAUGGAUGCUCUUCUUCCUCUGACGCCAAAAUCAGUAUUAACUGUAAAUAUGUUUCCCAUCAUUUUAAUUUAUUUAUACCUAAAAGGGAGAAGAGGCGACCUUAAUGGAAAACAAUCAUAUUUGAUGUAUUAUAUAAUAUGCAGUACACAAAACUGUAUAGUACCCUAUCAGAGUCAGCCACAAAAAAGUCAAUCUUAAACUGAUUAACAACACUGUAAGUAAGUUAAAAAGUGCUGGAUUUACUGAAGAGGCAAUAAAAAAAAUAAACUGCAA
Scophthalmus maximus (turbot) is the source of this 2188-nucleotide messenger RNA. RefSeq names its product hedgehog acyltransferase like, b (gene hhatlb). Gene Ontology annotation, biological process: negative regulation of N-terminal protein palmitoylation. Gene Ontology annotation, molecular function: acyltransferase activity. Gene Ontology annotation, cellular component: endoplasmic reticulum. The record is from RefSeq and is a predicted model, not a curated record. The transcript has 12 exons. NCBI's taxonomy places the organism in Eukaryota, Metazoa, Chordata, Actinopteri, Pleuronectiformes, Scophthalmidae. Bases 229 to 1830 code for a protein of 533 amino acids.